AUGAAGCGGCCUUCAAACCCCGUGAAGUUUGCUUUGAGCGAGGGGGAUAUUCCCUUGUUGCAGACUCUGCUGAGCAUCGAUCAUAUAAUUGACCAUAGUGAUAGCCGAGCAUACAUGCAAUAUGCAAUCAGGCUUGGGAAUAUUGAGCAACUCAAAAUUCUGCUUACGCUAAUGGCGCUGUCAAAAGGCUUCUGCAGAACUCGAAGCAAGAGCCACUUCUACAGACUGCAGCGAAAGCCCGGAAAGACGAGAUGGUAUCUUUGCUUUUAG
This is a messenger RNA of Penicillium expansum, 270 nucleotides long. RefSeq lists its product as uncharacterized. The record is from RefSeq and is a predicted model, not a curated record. Lineage: Eukaryota; Fungi; Ascomycota; Eurotiomycetes; Eurotiales; Aspergillaceae. The coding region runs from base 1 to 270 and encodes 89 amino acids. The transcript has a single exon.